Messenger RNA from Penicillium cosmopolitanum, 837 nucleotides. Its product is annotated as cutinase-domain-containing protein. The record is from RefSeq and is a predicted model, not a curated record. The coding region runs from base 1 to 837 and encodes 278 amino acids. The transcript has 3 exons. Lineage: Eukaryota; Fungi; Ascomycota; Eurotiomycetes; Eurotiales; Aspergillaceae. Gene Ontology annotation, molecular function: hydrolase activity.
AUGCGUCUCAGUCCCCACGUCCCUUUACUGCUCGGGAUUUUGUCUCUUGGAACUGCGACAUAUACCGCGAGCCAUCAGGCCAAUGAAACUAUUUUAGAGAAGCAACUCGAUGUUUUUGAAUGUCGGUGCGGCGCUUCGGAGUUUCUAACUCUACCCCAUGCCAAUAUCACCACCUCGGAAGAGGCGUUGAAGUGCUCUGAGUACAAAUUGAUCGAUGCACGCGGCACCGCAGAGCCGCAGGGUAUCUCAACCAUGUUCCACAUCAUGAUUAGCAACAUCCUUGCAAAUACAACCGGUGGAGUCAGCCUGCCUGUUCAAUACCCAGCAGGUCCAGAUCAAAACACGACAAAUGGUGAGAAUUUUGUGUCGAAAGUCAUCCAUGAAGGACUUCAUCGUUGCCCUGGUCAAAAGUAUGCUCUUUUCGGCUACUCUCAAGGAGCUACCCUCAUGCUCAAGGUACUCAAUCGUCUUGAUAGGGACGCUAUCAAGAUGGUGAAAUCCGUGAUUCUUGUCGGAAAUCCUUAUCGUCUCCCUGGAAAAAUGUCAAAUGUGAAUGAAAAAGGCCUUAAAGAUCACAGCCAAUCGGUUGGUAUGUUCACUGCUGCCGCCAGUCGUCAGAAUAGCAGCGCGAGCAACAUCAUUCCACAGCUUUCUGAUCAGUUGGAUAAAAGUGGAAAAGUACUGGACUAUUGUCUCGCUGGUGAUGGGGUGUGCUCAUACAAUCCCGCGUGUCCCUGUCAGCUGCCCGCUGGCCAUCUCUCUUACGGACUCACUGAAACGGUACAAAGCUCAGCUUUUGAGCACGUUGUCUCUCGGCUCGGCGGUAAUGCCAACUAG